AUGGCGGUGCGCGGAAGACUGAACUCUCGCAUUGACGACCACUCCUCUUUCUCUCACAGGAGCCUCUUGGCCUCUUCCCCCUCCGACUCCUCCUCUCUCACCUUCCGUAUUCCCGCUGUCCCCCGUGCCUCUCCGCCCCACUGCCCGCACGAUCGGCUGGCAGCGGCGGCGCUGAAGGAGUGUGCGGCGGAGUGGGGGAUGAGCGCGACGGGGUGGGCGCGGGGCGCGGAGUGCGCACAGGCGCAGGCCAUCACAUGCGAUGGCGAUGGCAUGGUGACGUCACUGGACGUGGCGCAGAGGAACCUCACCGGCUCCCUGCCCUUCGCCCUCUCCGCCCUCUCCCGCCUCCACUCCCUUAAUGUGCGCAGCAACCAAUUGUCGGGACCUCUGCCGCCCGCCCUCUCCACUCUCGCCCGCCUGCGCACCCUGGGAGCGAGCCAGCUGCUGGUCAUCUUCUGCUCGCUGCUGGUCAUCUUCUGCUCUCUUUCGUUGUACAGCAAUCGCUUCACGGGGCCCGUCUUACCAGCCAUCUCACGCCUGCACCGACUUGCGUUUCUAGAAAUGGAUUUGAACGACUUGAACACACCACUGCCGCGAGAAAUCAGCCAUCUCACAGCCCUCUCCUUCCUGAGCAUGGGAUAUACUGGCCUCUCAGGCCCGCUGCCCGACACCAUCGCUGCCCUCACAGCCCUUCAGUACAUGUACGCGCCAUCCAACGGCAUCACAGGGAGCAUCCCGUCCAGCAUUGCAGCCCUUUCGCGCCUCAAGUUCUUGGUGCUGAGUCAGAACCCCUACCUCACGGGCUCCCUGCCUCACGCCCUCUCGCGCCUCACCACCCUCCAGCAGCUGUCAGUCCCUCCCCUCCUCUGCCCUCCCCUCCCCUCCCGUCCCCUCCCCUCCCCUCCCUCCUUCCCCACCAUCCGCUCUGUCCCUCCUCCUGCGUUUCUCGCAUUUGACUCUUCACCGCCCUGUACCAUCUCUCACCAUUCUGCUUCGCUGCCCCCUACAGCACCUGUGCUGCUCCAUCUCAUCCCGCAACUUCUCUCUCCCGCUCGCCGUCCCUCCCAUUUCGCCGCUCUCCCCUCCGCAUCUCUCGUCCCUGCCAAGUCCUGUCCCACUCCCAUGCUUUCAGCAUCCCCUUUUUUCGUGCCAUGCCUCAUCCCCUUCUCUUAUGCCAUCUUUCCCAUUCCCACCCUUCCCCCUUCCCCCUUCCGCUUCCCCCUUCUCCCCCCUCCCCUCCCCAUCCCCCCUUCUCCCCCCCCCUCCUUCCCCUUCACCCCUCCCCCUUCCCCCCCCUUCCAUAUUCCCCGUUCCCCCUUCCCUCGUGCCCCUGUGGUGCCCUCCCCCCCCCAGGCUACUGGGAGGCACGGCCAUAUCGGGCCACGUGCCGCGCUUCCUCGCCGCCCUCACUCGCCUCUCCACCCUGUGCGCCCCUGCCCCCUUUUCCGCCCCUGCCCCCUUUUCCUCCCCUGCCCCCUUUUCCUCCCCUGCCCCCUUUUCCUCCCCUGCCCCCUUUUCCUCCCCUGCCCCCGUUUCCUCCCCUGCCCCCUUUUCCUCCCUUGCCCCCUUUUCCUCCCCUGCCCCCUUUUCCUCCCCUGCCCCCUUUUCCUCCCCUGCCCCCUUUUCCUCCCCUGCCCUCUUUUCCUCCCCUUCCCAACCUCUGCGCCGCCCUCCGCCCUCUCCUGCCCGUCCUGCGGGUGUGGCGUCCACCUCCUGCCUGCCAUGUCCGUGCCUUUCAACAACCCACUCAACGCCUUUCAACAACCCACUCAACGCCUUUCAACAACCCACUCAAUGCCCUCCCAUGCUUCUUGUCUCCCUCUCCUCACUUCACUCUCACCUUCCUCUGGUCUGGUUGGUCUCUGUCUCCCCUCCUUGCUCCCCUUUGUCUCACUUUCCCGCCCGCAUUCUACUCAAAAGGAUGAUGAGCUGACACUGCCUCUGUGUGCCCAUCUGCCCUCUGUGUGCCCAUCUGCCCUCUGUGUGCCCAUCUGCUCUCUGUGUGCCCAUCUGCCCUCUGUGUGCCCAUCUGCCCUCUGUGUGCCCAUCUGCCCUCUGUGUGCCCAUCUGCCCUCUGUGUGCCCAUCUGCUCUCUGUGUGCCCAUCUGCCCUCUGUGUGCCCAUCUGCCCUCUGUGUGCCCAUCUGCCCUCUGUGUGCCCAUCUGCCCUCUGUGUGCCCAUCUGCCCUCUGUGUGCCCAUCUGCCCUCUGUGUGCCCAUCUGCCCUCUGUGUGCCCAUCUGCCCUCUGUGUGCCCAUCUGCCCUCUGUGUGCCCAUCUGCCCUCUGUGUGCCCAUCUGCCCUCUGUGUGCCCAUCUGCCCUCUGUGUGCCCAUCUGCCCUCUGUGUGCCCAUCUGCCCUCUGUGUGCCCAUCUGCCCUCUGUGUGCCCAUCUGCCCUCUGUGUGCCCAUCUGCCCUCUGUGUGCCCAUCUGCCCUCUGUGUGCCCAUCUGCCCUCUGUGUGCCCAUCUGCCCUCUGUGUGCCCAUCUGCCCUCUGUGUGCCCAUCUGCCCUCUGUGUGCCCAUCUGCCCUCUGUGUGCCCAUCUGCCCUCUGUGUGCCCAUCUGCCCUCUGUGUGCCCAUCUGCCCUCUGUGUGCCCAUCUGCCCUCUGUGUGCCCAUCUGCCCUCUGUGUGCCCAUCUGCCCUCUGUGUGCCCAUCUGCCCUCUGUGUGCCCAUCUGCCCUCUGUGUGCCCAUCUGCCCUUUGGUGCAUCAUCUUUCACUGCAACCAUGCCCAAGCACACCCCCCCCUGCCCGCACAUUCCCCUUGCUGACGUCAUCAGGGCCACCAAUGGGUGGGCAGCGGGGCGGAGGGUGGGGGGAGGCAGGUGGAGUGACGUGUACUGGGGGGAAUGGGGGGAGUGGGGGGAGGAAGGGGAGGGGGAAAAGGGUGCGGACGGGGCCAAGGGGGAGAAGGAUGAUGCGACUGGAACAGAAGGAGAAGGGAAGCCGGAAGGGGGAGAGGUGGGGAAAGGGUGGGAGAGAAAGCAGGGGGUGCGUGCAGGGAGGGGGAGGGUGCGGGGGCGGGGGGGCGAGUGGGCAGUGAAGCGCAUGAGAGGAGAGGGGGCGCAGUGGGCGUCAGUGGAGGCCCACGCGGCUGCCUUGGCGCGCCUGAGACACCCCAACGUGCUCCGCCUCGUGGGGUGCUGCUGCUGGCCGGGCGAGGGUGACAGCGAGAGGCUGCACGAUGCAGGGCAGGGGGGUGUGCGGGAGGAGGGCGUGCAGGAGGGGCGGAAUGGGGGAGAGGGAGGGGGCGGGCAGGGGGGUGGGGGAGGGCAGGUGUUGGUGUACGAAUGGAUGGAGAGGGGCAGCGUGCAGGCGCUGCUGCAAACAGCCGCACAGGCAGGCGUCAGCCCGGUGUCGCUGCGGCAGCGGGUGGGCAUCACAGCGGGCGUGCUGAGGGCGCUCAAGGCGGUGCAGAGCCACGGGCGGGUGCACGGCGACCUCAAGCCCUCCAACGUCAUGCUCUCUGCCGCCUGGGAGGCACGGGUGGGCGACUGGAGUGCGGUGCGCAUGGGGCAGCGCGUGCACGUGGACAUGGGCAUGGGCAACGGCAACGACAAAGGCCUGGGCGGGUGUCCGGAAGGUUCCUGGAGGAGCGGGAGUGGGGAAGGCGUUGACAAUGAGGGUGGCAUGAGUGGCAGCACUGGGAGCAGUAGCAAGAGUGGCAGCAGCAGCAAGAGUGGCAGCAGCAGCACGAGUGGCAGCAGCAGCAAGAGUGGUAACAGCAGCACGAGUGGUAGCAGCAGCACGAGUGGUAGCAGCAGCAAUAGUCGCAGCACUGGGAGUUGGAGGGAAAGCAGCAUGUGGAGUGGCAGCAGCAAUGGCAGUGGAGGGUGGCGAGUGGUAGUGUUGCGGUGCACGGAGGGGCAUGUGGACCCUGCUGUGCUGCACACCGGCAUUGCCUCCGCCACCGCAGACAUGUUCAGCGUGGGCGUGCUGCUGCUGCAGCUGCUCACGGGGUGGCCUGCGCCCUACGAGCAUGUGGAUGGGCAGCGCACGCACAUCUGUGACUGG
This is a messenger RNA of Closterium sp. NIES-65, 4014 nucleotides long. Lineage: Eukaryota; Viridiplantae; Streptophyta; Zygnematophyceae; Desmidiales; Closteriaceae. The record is from the annotation of a GenBank genome assembly.